UCUGCUCAUAGGGCGUGUGUGACUCCGCGUCUCGAGCCAAAUCUCAACCGGACUCGCGCUCGUCUCAGCAGAAGUGGACAUGGAUCAAUGAGAUUACGGAGCUUCAUGAGAACAAGUGAAACGCAAGGAUGUGAUCUCCGUUGGGACGGACAGCUGCCGCUGCGCGGAUGACAGACUUCAUGACGGCUCCCCUCGUCCAGCCCACAUGCCCCGGAGAACCACGCACGAAAGGCGUCGAGUUCCAGCUGACCUGUAACCUGUAUCGAGAGAGCCUCAAAACUCAGGUCUGGCUUUGUUUCUUAAUUCUGAGCUUCUCAACUACAUCUACCUGUGCUGUCUUAAGGCGGGAUAGGACUCAUUUACAGGAUUGCGUAGACUGGCUAAAACCCUCCAUUGAGAAAUCCGAUGCUAUGCUGUAUGCUCCAUCAGCCGAUGAUGUUGAAGGGAAAUGUAAAAUAAUGUCGCUGAAAUGUUACAUGUUGGAGCUGAUCAUGGUCAUCGAUGAAGAAGAACUGUGGGAGAACACGAAAACAGGAUGCAUCCUUGAGUUUAAUGACAAACUGCCUCCUGAAGAUGAAUAUGUUGGCUGUCCACCAUGUGAAGCAUACACACUUAGAAAUAUUACAAUAUUCCUGGACAGACUUAGUAAUCUAUUGCAAGAAAUGAAUGCAGCGGAGAAUGUAUAAAUCAUGUAAAAUGAUGAAAACAUGAUAAGCUAUAUAUGUGUAUAUGUAUAUUUGUAAAGAACUGUGCCUGUGCUUUUUUUUUUUGUAAAUAUCACAUUUUUAAUGCAACCAUGACUAAAAGCACUCCUGUAUUUAUGUCAGACCUUUGUAAGUAGAAUGUGAACCAGUUUAAAUGUAUACAAUGGCUUUUAGCUAUUCUCUUGUUGAAUAUUAAGUUGCUCCGUCCCUUUAUGUCUGCAUCCGCCCUAACAGUUAUACAUUUUUAAAGGUGCAUCAUGGAGUAGCUUCCAGCAGCUGUAUGUACUGUGAUAAUAAUACACUGUACUUAUUUUAUUAAACUCUCUGCUCAACACUAGUGAAUGUAACUCCAGUGAACUCCAGUACAAGACGUGUCCUCAUAUCGUUUUGUACCUCCAGUAAAAAAUGUCAAAACUA
This is a messenger RNA of Cheilinus undulatus (humphead wrasse), 1121 nucleotides long. RefSeq names its product interleukin-15-like. The record is from RefSeq and is a predicted model, not a curated record. Gene Ontology annotation, biological process: immune response; positive regulation of cytokine production; positive regulation of T cell proliferation. The transcript has 6 exons. NCBI's taxonomy places the organism in Eukaryota, Metazoa, Chordata, Actinopteri, Labriformes, Labridae. Bases 168 to 686 code for a protein of 172 amino acids. Gene Ontology annotation, molecular function: cytokine receptor binding; cytokine activity. Gene Ontology annotation, cellular component: extracellular region.